Molecule: messenger RNA, 1675 nt
Organism: Photinus pyralis (common eastern firefly)
Lineage: Eukaryota; Metazoa; Arthropoda; Insecta; Coleoptera; Lampyridae
Product: kynurenine--oxoglutarate transaminase 3
Exons: 8
Coding region: 249-1619 (456 amino acids)
Biological process (GO): biosynthetic process
Cellular component (GO): cytoplasm; mitochondrion
Molecular function (GO): L-kynurenine:2-oxoglutarate transaminase activity; pyridoxal phosphate binding
Source: RefSeq, a predicted model, not a curated record
AAUCGGAUUUUCUUUAGAACAGCUGUUUAUUACUUAUUUUUUAUUUAUUUAACCUUUUUUGUUUAUUAAUCUAAGCUAACGUACAGAAACUGGAAAUCAGAAUGAGUUGAUUGAUAAAGUGAAAAAUCCCAUAACUACGUCAUUUAUAAAUACACUUGAAAAACCCAAGAAGAGAACUUUAUAAAACUGAGGACUGAAGAAAGUUCCUGGUUGUACUUUGUACUAUCGUUAUCGUUAUAAGAAUUAAAAUGUUUAGAAAUUUGUUAAAAUUAUGUAAAAGCAACCACAGGCUAAAUAGACAGGUUUGCAGUUGCAGAAAUUUUACGAAAACAAUAAUGGCGAGUGGAAAUGAUAAAUUUGCCUUGCCUGCUGCGUAUGCACAAAGUCAAACGAAUGUUUGGGUGGAAUAUGUUCAACUGGCCAUGAAAUAUAAACCAUUAAAUAUUGGGCAAGGCUUUCCAGAUUUUGCAGCCCCAAAAUAUGUCUCCGAUGCAUUAUGUGAUGUUGCACGUAGUGAUAACCCUCUUUUUCAGCAGUAUACAAGGGGUUUUGGGCAUAUGAGAUUGGUCAAUGCUUUAUCAAAACUAUAUUCGCCCCUAAUAGGUAGAGAGAUUGAUCCCCAAAAUGAGAUAUUGGUAACUAGUGGCGCAUAUGAAGCUCUUUUCAGUACCAUAAUGGGCCAUGUUGAUCAAGGAGACGAAGUUAUUAUUAUUGAACCAUUCUUCGAUUGUUAUGAACCUAUGGUACUUGCUGCUCGUGGAAUUCCAAGGUUUAUACCGUUGCGAAAAAUGACCCCUACAACAUCUGGUAUAGCUUCUUCAGCAGAAUGGGCCUUAGACACGAAGGAAUUGGAAGGACUAUUUAAUUCAAAAACUAAGGCUAUUAUAAUGAAUACGCCAAACAAUCCUUUGGGUAAAGUUUUUCGCAAGGAUGAAUUGGAAAUUGUCGCCAACCUUUGUAAAAAAUGGAAUGUGCUGUGUAUAUCGGAUGAAGUAUAUGAAUGGAUGGUUUAUAAACCAAACAAACAUGUCCGAAUAGCCACACUUCCGGAUAUGUGGGAGAGGACAAUUACAAUUGGAUCUGCUGGAAAAACAUUUAGUGUAACUGGAUGGAAAACUGGUUGGGCUUACGGUCCUGCUAAAUUGAUGCAUAAUUUACAAAUGGUGCAUCAAAACUGUGUGUAUGUUUGCACAACUCCCAUUCAGGAAGCUGUGGCCCGUGGAUUUGAAUACGAAUUGCCUCGGUUAGGUCAAGACGAUUGCUACUUUGUGUCUUUACCCAGAGAAUUAGAAACGAAACGUGAUUAUAUGGUGAAAUUCCUAUCAGAGACCGGAAUGAAACCCAUUAUUCCUGAAGGUGGCUAUUUUAUUAUGGCAGACUAUUCGCAGCUAGCAAAAAAUUUAGAUUUAAGCACAGAAAAGGAUAAAUAUAAGGAUUACAGAUUUACAAAAUGGAUGACAAAAAAUGUUGGUUUACAGGGUAUUCCAUCAACUGCUUUCUACAGCGAACCAAAUAAGAGCUUAAGUGAAGAUUUUGUUAGGUAUUGUUUUAUCAAAGAAGAUGGAAACUUACAAAAAGCUGCAGAUAUUUUGCUGAAAUGGAAAGCCAGUCAAAAAUAAAUGAUUUGUUUUGUUAAAUGUUAUAUUCCCUUGAGAAAUAAAUUAUUUUCAUGUUA